CAUUACGCAGAACCAGAAUGAACCCGUUAGCAUCUUGUGCACUACUGGUAGGCCUGCUUACUUGCGUACCAACAACCGUUUCUACGACAACCACAACAACUGAAAAAGAAACUGUGCCGAACUCAUGCUAUAUGUGCUGCGGCACACCUGGACAACCUGGACAACCUGGACAACCUGGACAACCUGGCAUCCCUGGAACGGCUGGAGCAUUUGGUCCAGCUGGAAUACCUGGUAGUAAAGGUGAUAGAGGCGAGUUUACAAGAGGUGAAACAGGUGCUAGAGGCCAAAAGGGACAACCCGGAGAUGACGGUUUUAAAGGCAAUAAAGGUAGCGAAGGAUCUCCAGGUAAGCAAGGUCCACUAGGACGAAUAGGACCACAAGGGGUUAAAGGGAACAACGGAUCGAAGGGUGAGCCAGGAUUGGAGUUACCGCAGACCCGUAAAUCUGCGUUUACUGCGGUACGCACAACUCACUUUACAACUGCAAGUUCGAUCAUCACAUUUACAACAAUGGAGAUUAAUAUCGGAGAGGACUUUGACAAAAAUAACGGAAAAUUCACAUGUAGGGUUUCCGGUGUAUAUCACUUUAUGUUUAGCUUGUUGACAAUCGGUUCUCAAGCUAAUACUUAUGUUACAAUGAUGCUGAAUGACCGUAUAAUCGCAACCGUACAUCGUGGUGACAUUAAUGGUCAUGAACAGUUAAGCUCGGGAACAACAGUUCCACUGAAUGUUGGCGAUCAAGUCUGGUUGUAUAACGAUGGAGUUCGACGUGUGUAUGGUAGUGCCGGCCACCCUCUCACAUUCACUGGGUUUCUGAUCUAUGAUUUGAACUAUAGCGCAGCUGCAACCAUAAUGAACCCGUAUUUAGCAUCUUGUGCACUAUUGGUAGGCCUACUCAACAUACUUACUUGCUUACCAACGACCGUUUCUACGACAGCGGCAACUGAAAAGGAAACGGUGCGCGAGGCAUGUAGUAUGUGCUGCGGGUCACCUGGACAACCUGGUAUCCCCGGAAUUCCUGGAACACAUGGAGGGGCAGGUCCGGCUGGAGCACCCGGUAGUAAGGGCGAUAGAGGGGAGUUCAUCAGAGGUGAAACAGGUGCUAGAGGUCAAAAGGGAGAGCCCGGAAAUGACGGUUUAAAAGGCAAUAAGGGUAGCGAAGGAUCUCCGGGUAAGCAAGGUCCACUAGGACGAAUAGGACCACAAGGGGAUAAAGGGAACAACGGAUCGAAGGGUGAAAAGGGUGAACCAGGAUUAGAAUCACCGCAAGCCCAUAAAUCUGCAUUUACUGCGGUACGCACAACCCACGUACCAACUACAGAAUCGAUCAUCUUAUUUACCUCAAUGGAGAUUAAUAUCGGAGAGGAUUUUGACAAAACUAACGGAAAGUUUACAUGUAGAUUUCCGGGCGUGUAUCAUUUCAUGUUUAGCUUCUUGACGUACGGUUCUCAAACUGAUACAUAUGUUACCAUGAGGCUGAAUGACCGUAAAAUCGCAACUGCACACCGUAGUGCUAUUUCUGGUUAUGAUCAGGUAAGCUCCGGAACUACAGUUCAACUUAAUGUCGGAGAUCAAGUCUGGUUGUAUAACGAAGGAUCCCGUCGUGUGUAUGGUGAUAUCCACCAUCCUCUCACAUUCACUGGGUUUCUGGUAUAUGAUAUGAACUGAUAAAGUAUUGCUUUAAAACCAGUAGGUAUGUUGAAAUGAUAACUUUGAUAAAAAUCUAAUAUUUCAAUUGUUUUGCACAUUAAAAUAUGGCUUUAAAAUAUAAAUGAUCUAAAGUUAAUUAUUUCCUACUAACAGUGAAAUAGUUAAAUACUGACUGUUUCUAAACUUUUGUAGCAGAAUUGGAAAUCUAAGUAGCAUUAUUUUAUUUUAAUUGGGGGAUUAUUUUCUGAUUUUACAACAAAGAGUAGGCUAUCUCUUUAAAUUUUGGAGCGCUAAUGUAGGCCUACUAUUACUGUAUGACUAUAACCAAAUGCAUGUGUUUUUUUUUCUUAUUUUGAAUCUGUUACUAAAUGCUAAACAGUGUUAUUUUGCAUGUUAGUCAUUUUUUCCAAAGUUCCCACAUACUGUAUGAUAAGUAAAACGAUGAAUAAACGCUAAUAAAAUAACAAGGUUUUAUUAGUAUUGGUUUCUACAA
Molecule: messenger RNA, 2142 nt
Organism: Anneissia japonica
Lineage: Eukaryota; Metazoa; Echinodermata; Crinoidea; Comatulida; Comatulidae
Product: complement C1q and tumor necrosis factor-related protein 9-like
Exons: 3
Coding region: 18-1667 (549 amino acids)
Molecular function (GO): protein binding
Source: RefSeq, a predicted model, not a curated record